Dromiciops gliroides (monito del monte) is the source of this 1638-nucleotide messenger RNA. It is a transcript of the gene ZFYVE21, whose product is annotated as zinc finger FYVE-type containing 21. The record is from RefSeq and is a predicted model, not a curated record. Lineage: Eukaryota; Metazoa; Chordata; Mammalia; Microbiotheria; Microbiotheriidae. Gene Ontology annotation, molecular function: metal ion binding.
AUGGGUGGUGCUCUAGUGCUGGAUUGGUUCGGAGAAGACGAACGAGGGCGGAGCGGUGGCGGCGAUUGGGCAUCGGGGAUCGGCAGGCGUGUCGAUAGGGCCGCUGGGCUGUUCUCUACGGGGGGACGGACACGGUGGCUAAGGUUGGAAAACUGUCCGCUGGGGCUGCCCUCGGCCAGACGGGGAGCCAUGUCCUCCUCGUCUGUGGCGGCUGCUAGCGGAGCGGCCCUACGCCGCGAUGGCAAGAAGCUGGUACGCUCGCCCAGCGGGCUGCGCAUGGUCCCCGAGCACCGGGCCUUCGGCAGCCCCUUUGGCCUCGACGAACCGCAGUGGGUCCCGGACAAGGAGUGUCCAAGAUGUAUGCAGUGUGACAUCAAGUUUGACUUCCUAACCAGAAAGCACCACUGUCGCCGCUGUGGGAAGUGUUUCUGUGAUAAAUGCUGCAGCAAGAAAGUACCGUUGCCUCGGAUGUGCUUUGUGGACCCUGUACGACAGUGUGCAGAGUGUGUGCUUGUGUCUCAGAAAGAAAUGGAGUUUUAUGACAAGCAACUCAAAGUGCUCAUGAAUGGAGCCACUUUCUGUGUGACACUAGGAACAUCAGAAAAAUCUGAAUUGAUGGUUUGUCGCCUUUCUAAUAAUCAGAGAUACCUGUUUCUGGAUGGAGAUAGCCAUUUUGAAAUUGAAAUUGCUCAAAUUUCAACUGUCCAGAUACUAACAGAGGGCUUUACUCCUGGAGAAAAAGAUAUUCACACUUAUACCAGCCUCCUGGAGAGCCAACACAUUACUGAAGGAGGCAACGCUCGAGCCACUGGAAUGCUUCUCCAGUACAAAGAGCCAGGAGCUCAGGAUGUGACCCAGAUGAAGUUCACUGCCAGUGAAGACUCUAACUCGAACAAAAAGCAGUCAGCCACCUGGUUAGCAGCUAUGCAUAAGGCAGCCAAACUCCUCUAUGAAUCCCGGGACCAAUGAUCAUGGAAGUGUUUGAGAAGCUCUAUGAAACUUCCGUAUGUUCACAACUGAUUACUUCUGUAAGUGCUGGGAAAUGCAAUCAAAGUGUUUGGAAAAACCUAAGUGUUCAUUGAUAUAGUGCAAUAUGUAUACAGUUUAUUAAUGCUUUAAAUGCAGCUUCACAUUUGACUUUGUAUACUUUAUCUCAGUGGUACUUAUUAUGGGCUGAAGGAGAAUCUGACCCAUAACUGCUGUUAAACUGUCAGGUAUUUUGAGCAUAAUGUAUACGAUGUUUAUAUAAUACAUACUGGGUUUACCAUAGAGUACUUACUAGUAGGUCGUUUCAGUGUCCUUUUUUGCUUUCUUACGGGAGUAAAUCACUCAGGAUUUUUGCUUUAUAUUUGGAGGUAAAAUGUCCUGAUGUCGAGCUAUCCAUUGCCAAUAAAACCUGCCUUAGAUUGUUUUAUACAAUGUUCUUUUACGAUAUCACUAACUGGACUUAAACAAACUUUUGAUACUUACUAAAAGUUUGUAGUUUUUAUGGUCCAGGUUUUAUACUUUUCACUUGAUUAAAAUGAUUGUACAGCAAUUUGUGCAUAAAACAUGAUUAAAAACUAUUUUGGAAAAUUCAUAGCCAUGCUCCAUUUUUUGGUCUUGUAACUUCUAGAGGCCUGCAGGUCCUUAGUACAG